Molecule: messenger RNA, 9711 nt
Organism: Aedes albopictus (Asian tiger mosquito)
Lineage: Eukaryota; Metazoa; Arthropoda; Insecta; Diptera; Culicidae
Gene: Gyc32E
Product: guanylate cyclase 32E
Exons: 19
Coding region: 5789-9580 (1263 amino acids)
Biological process (GO): cGMP biosynthetic process; protein phosphorylation; intracellular signal transduction
Cellular component (GO): plasma membrane
Molecular function (GO): adenylate cyclase activity; peptide receptor activity; protein kinase activity
Source: RefSeq, a predicted model, not a curated record
UACUUAUAGAACCAUAUUUUCAAUAAUACUAAACAUUUUCCAAAUUUCUUAGAUAGCAUUUAGAUAGAGCAUUUUGAACGUGUAUAGUUAAUUUCCGAUACAGUCCUUAGCUGGACAAACAGUGGAGAUUGUUGGAAGCUUCCAAUAUCCUGGUAGCCAAAAGGCGGCCGAUGGUGGCACCAAGAUCGACAUAGGUGCACGGAUCAAGAAGGCGAGGGCUGCUUUUGUGAUUUUAAGAAAUGUAUGAAAAACAACCAGAUUAGUCGACGCACCAAAAUCCGAUUUUUUUUACUCGAACAUAAGUCUGUGCUGCUAUACGUCAGUGAAACCUGGUGUGUAUCAGUGGAGAACACUCAACGGCUACAGGUCUUCAUCAAUAGAUGCCUGUGGUAUAUAAUUCGUGCAUGGUGGCCUCACACUUGGAUCUCCAACGUGGAGCUCCAUCGUCGAUGUCAUCAAGAGCCGAUAGUGACAGAAAUUCGAGAGCGAAAGUGGAGGUGAGUCGGCCACACUCUACGCAGGGGCGGAAACAAAAUCUGAAAGCAAGCGUUAGACUGGAACCCAGCAGGAUAUCGCAGCAGAGGCAGACCUAGAGGGUCGUGGCGGCGCAGCACGGUGGGACGAAUGGCCAAAAACGUGAACUUUUUUCAGUAGCGUCUUUAAACGUGAUUUUAUCGGCAUGGUGUCUUCGGAUGAAAAUUUUAUAAAAAUAGGGCGCGUAGAAUGGCGUUUAGUUUUAGUUCGCAACUUUGCCACAGGCGGCGCUGUAAAAUCCAACUUUUUUGUUUUACGUUUUUUCAAUACGGUGUCUUCGGCAAAGUUGUAGAUAUGCUCAAUACAAAUAUCUUUGCCGAAGACACCAACCCUCUAUCUCUACAUUGCUUCAAGAUAAAGACGUAUUUUAUGAAUGACCCCCCAAAAAUCGUUUUAUUCAUAUAUUUUGAAAACGCGCAGUUUUAGAAAGAUGCAAUGUUCUACAAAGUUGUGUAAAAUGUCAAAAGAAACAACAUUGUAGAAGUGAAUAGGGUUCUAAAAUGGCAAUAGGGUUAGUUAUGGCUAUUUUUAAGUUAAAAAUAGCCGUUUUUCAAGGCUCAAUAACUAUCUUGGAUGCAAAUGGAUGCAAAUCAAUCCCCACUAGGUUCAAUAUGUAUUACUAUUAGUUGAAUAUCCUGAUGUUUUCGGUUGUAUCCUCGAGUAUCCUUAGCAGGGGUUCUUAAUCUUACUAGAGCCUAUUUUUGACGCUAAAACAAUAAUAUCAGUUUUUGUAUGUCAUUUAGAACCCCAUUAUCUUCUGUGAAGUGAUAAAUAUUAACUAUUCGCAUAAUUGUAUGCUUUAUUGCACCUAUAAAAAUCAAUUAUUAUGGAAUUAUUAUCUUAUUAUUUUAAAAACACUGCAUAGAAGUGAGCUAAACCAGUCGGUCAUAUGUAGUAUCCAAGUGAUCUCACCAGCAAGCAAAUACACAUAUUAUUUUCAGCACACGAACAAGCAGAAAGUCAACUCAUAUAAAAUCACUACGUUUCUUAUGUCGAAUACCCAAUUACUAAUUUUCUAAUUCACUUAAAGGCGUCAACAGGCAUGAGAUUUUUCGAUCGCUGUGAGAAUGAUCUAAAUAAAUCCUGCAUUAAUGCAAAUAAGCUUUUGUAUACAAAAUGUUUUAAUGAUUUCUAGUUAUCAAAAAAGUUGUGGAUAUGCACAACAUCUCUGAUGAAAAGUAAAGGUUCCUCUAAUCAAAAAUCAUAAAAGUUGUUUUGGGUAUGUGUUGGAAUAUUAGAACUAAUUUAGAGAAGCUAUUUUACCCUUUUACUGGCUUAAUCGAGAGUUACUUGUGCCAUGUGUUCAUUGACCUUCCCGUAUAAAUACACACACUCUCCCGCUUGUUCGGCACCUGUCAAAUUCAUGUUGUUUCCGAUAGCUGAAAAUGCUCCUUUUCAUUUCCACAAAUCAAUUUGUAGCUAUGUUUGAAAGUUGUGAAAAUGGAUACGCAAAUGAUUUCAGGUUUUAUAGACUUGCUGUUUUUUCGGUUACUAUACGUGCUGUAAAAGAAUUUGUAUAUAUCUGGCGUUCGUUUUGAAUAGGUCGUAUGUUAACUGUGGUUCCUACCCUGAUUCGACCUAUUCAAAUCGAAAGCCAGAUUUACAUUUAUGUUUUGAACACACGAAUAAAAUUUGCUUGCUGGUGAGAUCACUUGGAUACAUAUGACCGUCUGGUUUAGCUCACUUCUAUUCAGUGUUUUUUUUUUGAAUAAUAUGAUAAUAACUCGAUAAUAAUUGAUUUUUGUAGGCGCAAUAAAGCAUACAAUUAUGCGAAUAGUUAAUAUUUAUCACUUCACAGAAGAUAAUGGGGUUCUAAAUGACAUACAAAAACUGAUAUUAUUGUUUUAGCGUCAAAAAUAGGCUCUAGUAAGAUUAAGAACCCCUGCUAAGGAUACUCGAGGAUACAACCGAAAACAUCAGGAUAUUCAACUAAUAGUAAUACAUAUUGAACCUAGUGGGGUUUGAUUUGCAUCCAUUUGCAUCCAAGAUAGUUAUUGAGCCUUGAAAAACGGCUAUUUUUAACUUAAAAAUAGCCAUAACUAACCCUAUUGCCAUUUUAGAACCCUAUUCACUUCUACAAUGUUGUUUCUUUUGACAUUUUACACAACUUUGUAGAACAUUGCAUCUUUCUAAAACUGCGCGUUUUCGAAAUAUAUGAAUAAAACGAUUUUUGGGGGGUCAUUCAUAAAAUACGUCUGUAUCUUGAAGCAAUGUAGAGAUAGAGGGUUGGUGUCUUCGGCAAAGAUAUUUGUAUUGAGCAUAUCUACAACUUUGCCGAAGACACCGUAUUGAAAAAACGUAAAACAAAAAAGUUGGAUUUUACAGCGCCGCCUGUGGCAAAGUUGCGAACUAAAACUAAACGCCAUUCGACGCGCCUUAUUUUUAUAAAAAUUUCAUCAGAAGACACCAUGCCGAUAAAAUCACGUUUAAAGACGCUACUGAAAAAAGUUCACGUUUUGGGUCAUUCGUCCCACUGUGCGCAGCCUCAACAACGAAAUCAAGCAAGUCGACAGAAAUUUAACCUGGCCACAGGUCAAGGACAUGACUGGCAAUCUUUCAAUUCGCCCCUAUGCAUCGCCGUGUGUGCCCAGGACUGAAAGGCAAGGCUUCAAUGAAUGGCUGCGUUUGUGUUGACUAGAUUAGACUAAGUGUGGGCCACCCUAAUGAGCAUGUCUGCUGAAAGUAUUGGAUAAUUUCAUGCAAUUUUCCGUUAUUCCAAGAAUAUAUGUUUCCACUAUUCAAAAGAACCGAUAACACGGUUAGGAAGCGCGUGCGACUCCAACUGUUUGUAAACAAGAUUUCGCAUGAGUAAAUAAAUUAUAGCCACGUGCUACUUCGGCCAAUUGUCGGCGACGCGUCGUACGCAAGAGAGCCGAUCCGGCGGAGAGACGACCGACUAUCCUAUCUGCAGAUACUGAGAGAAUAUGUGCAAGACUGCUUAUUUCACCAUUCGCCAGGAUAGGCAAGGAUACUACGUUCGGUUACGUCUUCUGUGUAGCAUUUCACAUCAACCCACAGUGGUUCCAUUUGUUCGGGGAAGCGGUCAUAAAUCAUUUUCUUCGUUUUUUGAAGGGCAGAAUCAUUAUAAGUGACCAGAAAUAGCAUGUUAUGACUAAAAAAGGAUAUUCCAGUUCAUUUUCAUGAUCAUCACUUGAAAAAUAUGAACUUUGAACAUUUUUAUUUAUGAUAAAUGAAAAUAUCAUUAAAAACCUUUAUUUUGCACAGAAAUCAGUAAUCAAAUAUUUUUAAUUAUUAUGAAGAGUGGGUCGAAUUCUGAGGAAUUUCUGCUAAGUAUUGCACGUUAAAACAUGUAUAGCACGACUGUAUCAUUAUAGAUUCUUGUGAAUAGAAUCAGUAUUAGCAUUAUAAUUGUGAUUUUAUUAGUAGGUUCUAUUUCUACUGCAAUAAAAUAAAUAUAUGAAACUGAAUAUUUUUUUCAGAAAUAAGGUAGUUUGCAUUGUCGAAACACAGAAAAAAUCAUCACACAUCGAAUAAGUAUGUAUAACUACAGUACCUAAUGCCCAAAAGCGAUAAUUCUGAAACAAUAGUAAAAAUAGUGCAAUUACAGAAACAAUUACUUCUGAAAUUAUUUCAAACAAAUAUUCAAAAUUAAUUCACAAAACGUACGUAAAAGGAAAUUUUUCAACCAUACAAAUAUUGCUUUACACAGUUAUAUGUCAUAUAAUGCAUAGGCCUGCGUUUUGCACAAUAAAAAAGAUUCAAGUAUCUGUCCAGUCGUAUUUGUUUUUUACAAUUGCAUUGCAACUGAUAUCCAGUAAUAUAGUACAUGGAAUUUUAAUCAUGUAUAGCUCUAACCCAAUCAAAAUAUAUACAAAUACCCUUCGUCACUGCAAUUUAAUCAGCGCCUGCUAUUUUAAAAGAAAUCAAUUUGUACACUAAGAUUUAACGUUAAUGGAUUUAUCAAAUAUUCCGAUUUGGGAAGGGAAUAAAAGGAGUAAAUACGCUCUUUUAGUAAAUAUUACUAAAAGAGCGUAUUUACUCCAUUUUCUUCCUGCACUACAGUAUUAGGUACUGAAUGGAUUUUGAGGAAAUUUUUAAAAUGUUGGCAGCAAAUGCGAAAACUUCUUAUCAAAUUCGACAAUUACAGAGGUAAGUUUUGACGAGGCCAAAUAAGAAUGGUUGUUAUGCAACUAUUGAGGUAUUAAUUCCUCAAUUCCUCCAGAAGUGUAUUUUUUUUUCAUAAUUAAAAAAUAUUUUCAAAGAUUGUUUUCAAAAAAAAUAUCCCUCAAUUAUUGUUAAAAGCUUUGAAAUAUCUCCUGUAAAAAUUUCAGUCAUUUGGUACACAUUUCAGACAAUUACAGAAAAACUAGUAUAUAUAUAAUUUUGUAGUUAUUUGAAUACAUAUUUUUUAUAAAAAUAACGGGUAACUUCCAAUACAUCCUGCAAGCUUGUAUGCAGAUAUUUGCAGUUACAACCUUCACAGAUUGAUUCUCCUACUCAAAUCUGAUCAUUUGCUGGCGGACGAUUGAUUAAAUGUGGUUUAGAACAUGUUUGAAAUGUUACAUGAAGUUUUAUUAUGUAUAUAUUCUAUUGGUAAAAUUAUGUGCCUAUUACUCACAUCCCCAUUGGUCCAAAAAUAUCCAGAUCCGGUUUUUAUCCGCUUCGAAUUGGAAGAUAAACAUCUAUUCUGAUUCUCUGCUUUGAAAACCAAUUGAAAAUCUACUUGCUUUUGUUAUACGAAGACAAGGAGUACAACUCAAAAUUCAUGUAGUUUUUCGACAAAUUGAAAGAAUAUAAAAUUGCAUAACAGUACCCACGCUCUCAUGCAAAAUAUGCAACAGAAAUUUACAUAAAAAUGGAUUUUCUGCAUUCUUGGGAACAUUAUUGAUUUAUAAAAAAUAUACAAACUCAUAAAUUUGACAAUCAAUUUUUCGAUUUUUGGCCUAUGGCGGUACCACUGUGCAACUGGAAGAACACGCUUACCGCCAGCCAGCGUGGAAAACUAUAUAAAGCAACAAGUAUCGGAUGCAAUCCUGUCAGUCUUCCUACGGAAGCGAACCGGGUUCGAGCGAACGUGUGAGCUAAAGUGGCGGAAGUGGUUUGGCUAUUACCAACAACGGUUUACCACUAGUGACAUGUGCUAGGCUGAGUGCAGGACACCGCCGCUAAUCAAUCAACCCCCAGCCCACACUGUGCCAUUAAAGCGGCCAUCUGUGCGUAACUGCACCGCACUCGGAGUUACUAGUUGCUAGUCGCCUUCGCCUCUCAGCAGUGGAACGGUAGUGUGGUGGGGAUGGAGCAGAGCAAUCAAAAGUUCCAUCACCUCUCAGUGCUGUUGUUUAUGGCGGCCAAGCUGUGCUGCCUGCAGAUGUCCAUCGGGGCGACGUUUAGCCUCCUGCGGCAACCACACGCUGCUAGUUGCGACUGUGUCCGAAUUAGUGACAAUAAUAAUAACAAUUUCACCGGAAGCUGGCCCAUUCCUGGUGCUGCUAAUGGCAGACGGAAGGCGCUCGAUUUUUCCUCGUCGCACAAUGAAGUGCCAAUUGGAUUUCUCGCCGGAUACGUUCACUCGAAGGUGAUUCUCGGAGCCCUGUUACUGGCCAUCGAAAACAUCAAUAACGAUACCACGUUGCUUCCGGGAAAGAAAAUCAAACUGAAGCCGGUGGACAUUGGAGCGCAAAAAUCUCUCAAGGCCUUCCCGAUAAGGAAAAUGACCGAGAUGCGCGACGAAGGGAUUGCGGCAUUUAUUGGUCCUGAUGAAACGUGCACCACAGAAGCUUUGGUGGCUUCCGCUUGGAAUAUUCCGAUGAUUUCGUAUAAAUGCGCCGAUGCUGCCGUUUCCGACAAAACAGUGUACAGCAGUUUCGCCAGAACACUGCCACCGGCUACGAAGGUUUCGAAAAGCGUGGUGUCUCUGUUGGCGGCUUACAACUGGCACUGUUUUUCCAUCGUUGCUGGAAAACAUCCCGCGUGGAGUAUGGAAAUUGCACAGGCUAUUAAGUUACAAGCCGAAGGGAAUAACCUCACCGUGAAUCAUUUUCGCGAGUAUUCUGAUUACAUUCCAUCGAAAAUUUACAAACUGCAGAACAUUGUCGAUGAAACAUAUCUCACCACAAGAAUUUACGUUUUUGUUGGGGACUACAUCGAAAUGGUUGAUUUUGUGCGAUGCUUGCAGAAUCGCUAUCUGCUAAGUAGUGGCGACUACAUGGUAAUAUCUAUUGACGACGAAGUCUAUGACCCUAGCACAAAGCGUAAUAUUUAUCAAGAGUAUUCGGAUUUCUAUCAAAAAUACGCUCGCAAUUCCAAGGAAACGUUCGCCAACCGCAAGCGCUACAGCUUUAAGGAUAUCCAAGAGCGAUUGCAGGAAGCGUUUCUAUCGGUGCUACGCAUCUCACCUCUUUUUCCUAUGAAUCCUCAGUACAAGAAAUUGUGCCAUCAAAUAAAAUUAUACUCAAGACAAGAACCGUUUCGAGUGCCGUUGCCCACCAAUCCGAAGAUUUAUCAGGAAAUUCAGGUACCCAUUUACGCUGCUCAUCUCUACGAUGCGGUGAUCAUCUACGCUCGGGCGGCUACCGAAGUCGUGCAAGCUGGAGGAAAUCUGCACGACGGAAGACUGAUUAUGCGCCAUAUUUUAAACCGCUCGUAUCACUCGAUACAGGGCUUCGACGUCUACAUUGACGAAAACGGUGAUGCCGAAGGGAACUUCACAGUUAUCGCCCUGCAGAAAGACGAGAAGGUGAAUAAUUCCCUCAACAAGUCAAUGCAACCGGUGGGCAUGUUCGUGUACAGUAGCAACGGUACCAAUCUUCCGGAGUUCAAAUAUUUGAGCUCGCAGCGACCCAUCAUGUGGGUGAAGGGACGACCCCCGUUGGCUGAGCCCCCGUGCGGAUUCCAUGGCGAGAAGUGUCGACCGAUAACGCGUGACUGGCGGUACAUCACCGGAAUCAUGAUGGGCACGCUGUUUAUCACCAUAUUUGCUGUUAUUCUAUUCAAGCAUUAUCGAUAUGAGCAAACAUUAGCCUGCCUUAUGUGGAAGGUGGAGAUGAAGGAUGUCACUAUCAUAAGCUCACCGGAUCUGAUGUACGGUAGCGAUUCGAAAAAGAAGUUGACGCAGGUUUGCAGACAAAGUAUUUUAGCUAAUGGAACAGACACCACCAAACGUGCCUUCACAAACAUUGGUCUGUACAGAGGCAAUAUAGUUGCCAUCAAUUACCUGCACAAACGAUCGGUAGACAUCACGCGAACCAUUCGUAAAGAACUGAAACAAAUGCGCGAACUUCGACAUGAAAACCUCAUAACCUUUGUCGGAGCGUCAGUCGACCACGGUGUUGUGGCGAUCCUGACGAGCUACUGCGCCCGGGGAAGCCUGGCCGAUGUCUUGGCCAACGAGGAUCUCAGCCUGGAUCACAUGUUCGUAUCGUCGCUGGUGAGCGACAUCGUGAAGGGACUAAUCUAUCUACACGACAGCGACGUGGGGUCUCAUGGCAGUUUACGGUCGAGUAAAAUACUGAUCGAUUCGCGAUGGGUGGCGCAGAUAUCGGACUUUGGACUCCACGAGUUCAAAUCUGGACAGGAAGAACCUAACAAAUUCGAAAAAGAACUACGCCGAAGUCUAUGGAAGGCCCCGGAAAUUCUAAGAAAUCCAAACACUCCUAGCAGGGGUACUCAGAAGGGCGACGUGUACUCGUUCGGAAUAAUUCUGUACGAAAUAGUAGGUCGGAAAGGACCUUGGGGUGAAAUCAACCUCAACUAUCAGGAGAUCAUUGCGAGAGUCAUCUCUCCGCAAAACUACGGUAUAUUUCGGCCACUUCUACGUGGGCUGGAAGCUUCGGACUACGUGAUCCAAUGUUUGCAAGCAUGCUGGGAAGAGGAACCUGAUGAUCGUCCAGAUAUCCGUUUAGUACGCGUCAAACUGAAACCAAUGCAGGCCGGAUUGAAGCCGAACAUUUUCGACAACAUGCUAGCCAUCAUGGAGAAGUAUGCGUACAACCUGGAAGGGAUUGUUCAGGAGCGAACUAAUCAGCUGACAGAGGAGAAAAAGAAAACGGAGUCUCUACUGCUGCGAAUGCUACCUAGAAGUGUUGCUGAAUCCUUAAUGCGUGGGGAACGAGUUGAAGCCGAGUGUUUCGAUUGUGUCACCAUAUUCUUCAGUGACCUGGUCGGAUUUACGGAGCUGUGCGCCCAAAGCAACCCAUUCGAAGUGGUGGAAAUGCUGAACGAUCUGUACACAUGCUGCGACUUUAUCAUAUCGAGCUACGACGUGUACAAGGUGGAAACAAUAGGAGAUGCAUACAUGGUUGUUUCGGGCUUACCGAUACGGAACGGAGACCGUCACGCGGGAGAGAUUGCAUCGUUGGCUCUACACCUGUUGAAUUCGCUUUCGAAUUUGGAGAUACGACAUAGACCAGGGGAAUUUAUCCAAAUCAGGAUCGGGAUUCAUUCGGGACAAUGUGUUGCGGGGGUUGUUGGACUUAAGAUGCCCAGAUAUUGCCUCUUCGGAGAUACGGUCAAUACCGCCUCGAGGAUGGAAAGCACAGGCGAUGCCAUGAAAAUACAUAUCUCGUCGGUAACGUACAACCUGCUGAAGAAAAUCGGCGGCUACAGGUUCGAGGAACGUGGCGUCAUCAAAGUUAAAGGAAAAGGCGAUAUGAGAACAUUUUGGCUGAUUGGAGAAGAUGACCAGAAGAGAAUGGAUCGGUUCGGGUCUAAUGAAGCUGUCAAAAAUAUGUCCUUGUCGAUCAUCCCCGAUCUGAUUUGCACUCCGGGUCAUUCCCAACCGGAGCUGCAGCAUUCUUCACGGCAUCCACUGCACACCUGUAGCGAUCAGGAGCUACCGGUUGAGACCAUCCCCGGGACGCUAGGGUGCUAUAUCUGUCGCAAGCGGAAAAUCUACAAAAUGCCAAUGAUUCCCCAUGCCACGUCCCAGAGCUACUCAGUCAACGGAUCGGGCGCUGUUGUUGCAGAUGAAGCUGUCUGUACUUGCCGGCACCAGCAUUGCCUAUUCGAUUACUACAACGACACUCUGAUGACCGUCAGAACAAUUCGGGAACCGAGAUCGGCUCCGCAUAUAACUUUUAUGCAGUAAAUCAAGUAGACUGAUGAUGAUCUCAGCAACGAAGUGGUUUCACUAAUGUACCAAAUGAAUAUUAUACAAUGUAUACACAUGAACCUUAUAUUCAAUGUUUAUAAAUGUUUUGCCGGUUAUGAAUGAUCAUA